This is a messenger RNA of Brassicogethes aeneus, 1715 nucleotides long. NCBI's taxonomy places the organism in Eukaryota, Metazoa, Arthropoda, Insecta, Coleoptera, Nitidulidae. The record is from the annotation of a GenBank genome assembly.
UUCUUACAGUUGGCGAGUCUGGCUGUGACUUUUAAUUUUAUUGUCAUUGUGAAGUGCAUUUCUUGUUUUGUAUUAAUUUAAGUGAACCGUUUAAUAUUUUCUAUUUAAUAAUAAUACCCGGUAAACACAAAAUAUCCUUUAAUUUAACACACAAUGCCGCAAUACAAAGUUAAAGUAAAGUGGGGCAAGGAAACUUACCCAGACAUCGAAGUCAAUACAGAUGAGCCGCCUAUGUUGUUUAAAGCUCAGCUUUUUGCUUUAACGGGGGUAACCCCAGCUAGGCAAAAAGUUAUGCUGAAAGGGGUGACUUUAAAGGAGAGUGAUUGGGACAAUUUUAAACUUAAAGAUGGAAUUAUGAUACUUUUAAUGGGCAGUAAAGAGGAAGAUGUGCCAAAAGAGCCUGUCGAAAAGACUGUUUUUGUGGAAGAUAUGAAUGAGAGUGAAUUGGCAACUGCGUUAGAUUUACCAGCUGGCCUAACAAAUUUAGGGAACACUUGUUAUAUGAAUGCCACUGUUCAGUGUUUAAAAACAGUGCCUGAAUUGAGGGAUGCUUUACAAAGUUAUAAAGCAGAUGUAACAGGGGCAGCUGGAAUAAUUCCAGCUCAAUCCAUUACUGCAGCCCUUCGUGAUUUAUAUACUAGCAUGGAUAAAGGUAAUUCCAUUCCACCUGUUGUCCUUCUGCAAGUUCUCCAUUUGGCAUUUCCCAGAUUCGCUGAGAAAAACGAACACGGCGGUUUUUCCCAACAGGAUGCCAACGAAUGUUGGACCGAACUGGUAAGAAUGUUGCAGCAAAAACUGCUCGCUAAAUCCAGUGACAGUGGUACUAGUCAAGAAAAGUUCAAGUCGAUUAUUGAUCAGUAUUUUGGCGGAACUUUCGAUGUGGAACUAAAAUGCGUCGAGGCUGAAGAUGAACCAGUGGCCAAAAGUAAAGAAUCCUUCUUGCAGCUGAGCUGUUUUAUUUCCCAAGAAGUUCGUUACAUGCAUUCCGGGUUGAGGUCCAAGAUGCAGGAGCAGAUUACGAAAAAAUCGCCGUCAUUGGACAGGGACGCAGUAUACACAAAAACAUCUAAAAUUAGCAGACUGCCAGCCUAUCUCACAGUACAGUUUGUGAGGUUCUAUUUUAAAGAAAAGGAAGCUAUUAAUGCAAAAAUAUUAAAGGAUGUUAAGUUUCCUAUGGAUUUUGAUGCAUUUGAUUUGUGUUCUGAGGAGUUGCAAGAAAAAUUGACACCAAUGAGGUCCAAAUAUAAGGAUUUGGAAGAUGCUCUAGUUGAACAUUCUGACAAAGACAAAAGCAAAAAAAUAGGAGAUGGGGCAGUUGCCAGCAAAGACAAAACAUAUGCACCCUACUGGUUUGAAGAUGACUUGGGCAGCAACAACAGCGGUUACUACACCCUGCAAGCGGUCCUCACUCAUCGCGGAAGGUCGUCUUCGAGCGGCCACUACGUCGGCUGGAUUCGACGCGAGGGCGACGAAUGGGUGAAAUGUGACGACGAUACAGUGUCGUCCGUCACCACCGAAGACAUCCUAAAAUUGUCCGGCGGCGGUGACUGGCACUGCGCCUACGUCCUCCUUUACGGACCAAGACGAUUGGAGAUCGAGGAGGUCAAAGAGGCCGCUGAAGAGAUGGUCACUGGAGAGUAGAGGGCGCUUUUUUUGUUUAAUUUUUUUGUACAAUUACGGAUACUGACUAAUAAAUAUAAAGAAUUUCAUUAUUU